This is a messenger RNA of Oncorhynchus mykiss (rainbow trout), 5027 nucleotides long. The record is from RefSeq and is a predicted model, not a curated record. NCBI's taxonomy places the organism in Eukaryota, Metazoa, Chordata, Actinopteri, Salmoniformes, Salmonidae.
CUGUGUGUCGUUCUUUAGUCGUUGCGACUCGUGUGUGUGUGUGUCUCUCUCUCUCUCUCUCUCUGUGGUGAGUUAGCUGUCUGUCUGCCUGCCGCUCCUCUCCACUGCAUCCUGACUGACUGAAGAGCUCUGUCAUUGACUCAUCCCGUUCUUUAUAAGGAGGUGUUAAUGAUGAGCAACCGCUUCACAUAAUACUGGAACCAGCCAGCCUGAACAGACCAGACCUUAACAGACAGACACAGUCAACCACCGGACUGAAGCCAGCCUGAACAGACCAGACCUUAACAGACAGACACAGUCAACUACCGGACUGAAGCCAGCCUGAACAGACCAGACCUUAACAGACAGACACAGUCAACUACCGGACUGAAGCCAGCCUCGACAACCACAGAGAGCAGAGCAGAGGGGACUGUAAGAAUGUCAGUCUGACGGAGACAUAGACUGUUGUCCUGUUUUAUUCUCAAUCUUCAAGACUUCCACCCCCUGGAUGGUGUGCAGGACACAGCUGCUUGUGGAGUAUGGGUACAACUGCCAGCGCAGCGCCACAACCCGUCUCUGUCUCAGGCUCCAUAUCCUCUGUAGCAGCGCCCCAGCAUCCUCCUCCGCGUGAGAGUCUCCAUGGCAACGGGGCGGUGAACAGCAGGCAGUCUCUCAGCAUGAGCUCUUCCCAGACGGUGAAGAUCCACAGCGGCAAGGCCAAGUCUAUCAUCACCAACAAGGUGGCGCCUGUCGUCAUCACAUAUAAUUGCAGACAGGAAUUUCAGAUCCACGAUGACCUCUUCAGAACAAACUACAAAGUGGGCCGGAUAUCAGACUCAAUGCCUGAACACUACUUGGUACAGGGUGAGUUCUUCAUGGUCCAGGACGUGUACAGCAAGGCUGACGUCCUCAACACUACAGGCAGCUACGGAGCGCCAAACUACCGCCAGGUGAAAGGAAGCUACCCGCUGUACGGCAUGGGCCAGCCCAGCCUGAAUGGCUUCAAACAGGUCCUCCAAAGACUACAGAGUCAAGGGCAUGAGGAGGUGAUGUUCUUCUGUGUGCGUGAGGAACCGGUGGUGUUCCUGCACCUGGAGGAGAACUUUGUUCCAUACACCCCGCGGAGGAAGGAGAACCUCCAUGAGAAUCUCCAUGGCCUGGACAAGGAGGAGACGGUGGAGACCCUGGAGCUCACCAUCAGGAAGGAGCUCCACGACUUUGCCAAGUUGAACGACAACGCGUUCUACGUGUAUAACGAUAUCGAGCACUUCAAGGGCGAGCCUCAGAGGAGGACCAUCACCUGUGAGGAGGACAUCCAGGUCACAGAGGAGGUCUACAGGAGACCUCUGUUCACCAUGCCUCUCUACAGGUACUACCGGCUGCCACUACCGAUGGAGGGAGCACCUCUAGAGGAGGAUUUUGAUGCCUUUGUUACUGUUCUCAGGGAGAGCCCCAACCUGUCUCUGAGAAGGGAUGUUUCCAGGCCUCUGCCUGCCCUGUUGUUCAGCUGUCAGGUGGGGGUAGGGCGGACCAAUCUAGCCAUGAUCCUGGGGACCCUGGUCCUCAACCACCUGAAGACAACCCAGGAACCACCACAAGCGGAAGAGGCAGAAGCCAAGCCCCUGUUCCAAGUCAUUCAGACCCUCAUCAACAGACUUCCUGAAGGCCAACAGGUCAUGGAAGAGGUUGACCAAGCGAUCGCUCUGUGUUCAGAAAUGCACAACAUGAAAGAAGCGAUGUAUGAAAAUAAGAAGAAGCUGGAAGCGAUCGGAGAUGAUUAUCACAUUCAGGGAAGCACAACCAAAGACUACUUUCUCCACAGAGCCAUCCAGAGCCUGGAACGUUAUUUCUACCUGAUUGUGUUCAACGCGUACCUUCAUGAACAGUAUUCUCUUGGCUUUGCGUCCAACUUCAGCCAGUGGCUGUGUGCUCACCCCUGGGUGUACCGCCUGCUGGCCUGUAUGGACCUAUCAGAACUCUCCGCUCCACCUGAUCUCGUCACCAAGGGAGCCCGCGUUCUGGUUGCUCAUGAGUACCUGUCUCCAGACAUACUCAGCACAGUGAAGGAGAUGAAGGUGGCUAACUUCAGAAGAGUCCCCAAGAUGCCUGUCUACGGCAUGUCUCAGCCUACAUCAGAGGCGACGGGUGCGGUGUUGACCCACCUGACGGAUGAGAAGAGGAAGUACAGCCACGUCCUGUGGGUCAACCUGCAGGAGGAGCUGGUUCUGGAGGGGAACGGACAGAUCUUCACCCCCAGAGAACCUUCCUGUAUGGGACAACACAUCCCUGUCCCCGCCACAGACCCCACGCAGAUAGAGAAACUAGAGACGGCCCUGGGAGAGGAGGUUCAGAGAGCCCAGAAGUGGCUGGAGGUGACUCUGGAGCAGGAGAAACAGAUGAAGAUGUUUAAAAGCUGUCUGACGGUCCAGGAGGUGUUCAAGCAGUACCAGAGAACACACCAGGGACUGUUCUAUAAACGUAUCCCUCUGGCAGACUGCUGCGCUCCCAAGGAGGAGGACUUUGACCAGCUCUUGGAGGCCAUGAAGAGUACCUUGGCAGAGGACUCUCACUCAGCCUUCGUGUUCAACUGCUCCAACGGCAAGGGAAGGACCACCACGGCCAUGGUCAUAGCUGCUCUCACUGUCUGGCACUUCAAUGGCUUUCCUGAGUUUGGUGACGAUGAGAUUGUCAGUGUUCCUGAUGCCAAGUACACAAAGGGAGAAUUCAAGGUGGUGAUGCAGCUAGUCAGACUACUGCCGGACGGCCACCAGAUGAAGAGGGAGGUGGACAUGGCUCUGGACUCAGUUAGCGAGACCAUGACCCCCAUGCAUUACCACCUCAGAGAGAUAAUCAUCUGUACCUACAGACAGAUUAAAAGUGGUAAGAGUGAGAAGGAGGUACAGCAGCUGCAUCUGAAGAGUGUCCAGUAUCUGGAGCGUUACAUGUACCUGAUCCUCUUCAACAGCUACCUGCAUCUGGAGAAGAAAAACUCCUGGCAACGAUCCUUCACCACCUGGAUGCAACAGGUGGCAGCCAGGGCCGGGGUGUACGACCUUCUCAACCAGCUGGGUUUCUCCGAGUUUGAGAACCUUCGGGACACGCCACUUGCCAGGCUCCGCUGCCGGUGGCAACGACAGAACAUCCAAUCACGUCCCUUCAGGGGGGCGUUGAUCUGAGCUGAGGAGAGAUCACUGUGAACCGCCAGACUAUGGCUGUUUCUGAAGUGGUACUCUGUUCCCUGUAUAGUUCACUACUUUUGACCAGGGCCCUCUGCACUCUAAAGGGACUAGGGUGCCAUUUUAUACAACCUAUGUCCUCCUGUGAUUUUUAUUUUAUUUUUAUAUAUACCUUUAAAAUUUAAUAAUGCUUUGUAUUUUGAAAUGUAAUAAUGCUUUGUAUUGUUACCCUCGUAUCACUCUGAUACUGUAUUAUUAUAAUACUGCUUUUUACAAACCCACUACCAAUGUUAAUUAGUAUUAGAAUGGAUGUUUCAGUACUGUCAGUCGGUAUUUCCUGGUUCUGAUGCUUCUGCUCUGACUGCCGCCGAGAUUCAAGCUGACAUUUUUACGUCUCAUUUGCUCUAUUGUUCCAUUGUUAAUAUAGGAGGAGAAUUCAUUCAUAUUUUGCCCCCUUGGUGAGAACUGCCUUACUAGUAUGGACCCUAUAGGUUUACUAGUAUGGACCCUAUAUGUUUACUAGUAUGGACCCUAUAGGUUUACUAGUAUGGACCCUAUAGGUUUACUAGUAUGGACCCUAUAGGUUUACUAGUAUGGACCCUAUAGGUUUACUAGUAUGGACCCUAUAGGUUUACUAGUAUGGACCCUAUAGGUUUACUAGUCUGGACCUUAUAGGUUUACUAGUAUGGACCCUAUAGGUUUACUAGUAUGGACCCUAUAGGUUUACUAGUAUGGACCCUAUAGGUUUACUAGUCUGGACCCUAUAGGUUUACUAGUAUGGACCCUAUAGGUUUACUAGUAUGGACCCUAUAGGUUUACUAGUAUGGACCCUAUAUGUUUACUAGUAUGGACCCUAUAGGUUUACUAGUAUGGACCCUAUAGGUUUACUAGUAUGGACCCUAUAUGUUUACUAGUAUGGACCCUAUAGGUUUACUAGUAUGGACCCUAUAGGUUUACUAGUAUGGACCCUAUAGGUUUUAUCAGAGGAGGUUUAUAUUCACCUGGCAGAACAAACAGCUUAGUCAUUAGGGGUUGAAAUGAAGGGUUAAAGUAGGGUUACGUUUAGGGUUAGAAACCAGGGUUAUGUUAAGGUUAGUUUGAGGUUAUGUUAAGGUUAUUUUGAUGUUAUGUUAAGGUUAGUUUGAGGUUAAGGUUCGUUUGAGGUUAUGUUAAGGUUAGUUUUAGGUUAUGUUAAGGUUAGUUUGAGGUUAUGUUAAGGUUAGUUUUGAGGUUAUGUUAAGGUUAGUUUGAGGUUACGGUAAGGGUUAGAGUUAGGGAAAGGCUUCAACUUUUGGGCUAGCGGAACUCCACCUCCGUAAAUAUUCUGCCAGUUAAAUAGACACCACCUUAAUCAGAAGACAGUAUUAGUCUGUACUAGAACGUAUUGGAACGUUUCUCCAGUUUAAAAUAUAGUUGAAACUACAGACUUUUAAAACAAACAGCUUCUUUGUUUAGAUGGAAUACAUUUCUGUUACUUUUAAUCGACAUACAGUAUCGGUUGUCUCCAAGUCCACUCCCAGGUAUUCGUUUGCCAAACUGCUGUAGAUGCUGCCAAAGCUAAGCUUCUGCUCUGUGUUUUACUGCUGUUUGCAUGUGCCUCAGUCCUCACUUCUUCACAGCGGUUUCUCCUCUCAUUAAAGGGCUAAUCUGCGUCAGGUUCAUCCAUCUUUUAGAUAUAUUUUUCCUUCAAUAAUGAUAUAUACCAAUUGAUCCUUGAAGAAUAGAACUUGUAAAUGGCUCGAGUUAAAUCCAACUGUCGUACCCCAUCAGAACCCCAAAAUAUACGCUUGUUUUACUCCAAGGUUUGUAAAAGAAUGUCAAUGUAAACCCUGUAUAGCCUCAAAACAUGGUUAAACUAUAAUGUUGAUAUCA